Saccharomycopsis crataegensis is the source of this 1371-nucleotide messenger RNA. It is a transcript of the gene RVB1, whose product is annotated as RuvB family ATP-dependent DNA helicase pontin. The transcript has a single exon. Lineage: Eukaryota; Fungi; Ascomycota; Saccharomycetes; Ascoideales; Saccharomycopsidaceae. Gene Ontology annotation, molecular function: ATP binding; ATP hydrolysis activity; DNA helicase activity. Gene Ontology annotation, cellular component: NuA4 histone acetyltransferase complex; Ino80 complex; R2TP complex. Gene Ontology annotation, biological process: regulation of transcription by RNA polymerase II; box C/D snoRNP assembly; chromatin remodeling. The record is from RefSeq and is a predicted model, not a curated record. The coding region runs from base 1 to 1371 and encodes 456 amino acids.
AUGGUGGAAAUAAGUGAAGUGAAGGAUAAAUCAGGUAGAGAGCACAGAACUGCCACACAUACACAUAUUAAAGGUCUCGGGCUCGAUGAAUAUGGCGCAGCCAAACAGAUUGAUGGCGGGUUCAUUGGUCAAACUGAAGCUCGUGAAGCUUGUGGUGUUAUUGUUGAUUUAAUCAAAGCUAAAAAGAUGAGCGGGAAAGCUAUUUUACUUGCAGGAGGCCCAGGUACUGGUAAAACUGCAUUGGCUUUGGCUGUUUCCCAAGAAUUGGGUCCAAAAGUUCCAUUUUGCCCAAUUGUAGGAAGUGAAAUUUUUAGUACUGAAGUUAAGAAAACCGAGGCUCUAAUGGAAAACUUCAGAAGGGCUAUUGGUCUUAGAAUCAAAGAAACAAAAGAAGUCUACGAGGGUGAGGUGACAGAUUUGACUCCAGAAGAAAGUGAAAAUCCACUAGGCGGCUAUGGGAAAACAAUCAGUCAUGUUGUUGUGGGCUUGAAAAGUGCCAAAGGUACCAAGACCCUCAGACUUGACCCAUCUAUCUACGAAACAAUCCAGAAAGAAAAAGUCUCAAUUGGUGAUGUGAUAUAUAUCGAAGCAAACACUGGUGCAGUGAAACGUGUUGGUCGUUCUGAUGCGUACGCUACCGAAUUUGAUUUGGAAGCAGAGGAAUACGUACCGUUACCAAAAGGUGAUGUUCAUAAAAAGAAAGAAAUUAUCCAAGAUGUGACUUUGCAUGAUCUUGAUGUCGCCAACGCUAGACCUCAGGGAGGUCAAGAUGUGCUAUCUGUUAUGGGUCAAUUACUCAAGCCUAAAAAAACCGAAAUCACUGAAAAAUUAAGACAAGAAGUUAACAAAGUUGUACAAAAAUAUAUUGAUCAAGGGGUUGCCGAACUUGUCCCUGGUGUCUUGUUCAUUGAUGAAGUUAAUAUGUUGGAUAUCGAAUGUUUUACUUAUUUGAAUCGUGCAUUAGAAUCACAAAUUGCGCCAAUCGUCAUUUUGGCCUCUAACCGUGGUAUGACAACUGUCAGAGGUACUGACGAUAUUGUUGCCCCACAUGGUAUUCCUACUGAUUUGGUUGAUCGUUUAUUGAUUGUGCGUACUUUACCAUACAGCUUUGAGGAAAUUUCUAAGAUUAUUGGCACAAGAGCCACUAUUGAAGGGUUGCCAUUAAAUGGUGACGCCCUUAAUAAGCUCACAACCCAUGGUACAAAUGUCUCAUUGAGAUAUUCUUUACAACUAUUAGCACCUGCCGGAAUUUUGUCAAAAGCCAAUGGUCAUUCAGAAAUUACCGGUGGUGAUAUUGAAGAAGUGGAAACUUUGUUUAUAGAUGCCAAGAGAAGCACCAAGAUUUUGGAAAGCGGGAAGGGUUUUUUAUAA